AUGUCUGCGGUUCUUCAAAGCUCCUUCUACUCAACUGCUGCUACAGCUGGCGCUGCUGCUGCUUGCGCGUUGUCUCUGCUGCCGCUGCUGGCCCACGGCUGCCGGCUGCUGCUGCAGCAGCGCAGCAGCAGCAGCAGCAGCAAAGCAGCAGCAGCAGCAGGGGCUGUCCAAACAGCCCCCAAGACCCUCGCCCUCCGCAUCAUCUUGAUAGUGCCAGUGUAUGCAGCAACUUCCCUGCUGGCCUUUCUCUACUGCUCGCCUGCUGCUGCUGCUGCUGCUGCUGCAGCUCCUGCUGCUGCAGCAGCUGCUGCUGCAGCGGACGGCCCUUUUGCCGUUCCCGCUGGACCCGCAGCAGCUGGCGGGGAGGUGCCUGGCCGCGCUGCUGCUGCUGCUGCAGCAGCAGCAGCAGCAGCAGCAGCGCUGCAGCAAGGCAGCGGCGGCUGGAAAGGACUCUGGCUGCGGGGAAUCAGAGAAGGCUAUGAAGUCUAUGCCCUUUAUGCCUUUCUAGAACUUCUCAUUGCGCUGCUGGGCGGGGAGCAGCAGGCAGUCAACCAGCUCCACCUCAAG
Molecule: messenger RNA, 567 nt
Organism: Eimeria necatrix
Lineage: Eukaryota; Apicomplexa; Conoidasida; Eucoccidiorida; Eimeriidae
Exons: 1
Source: RefSeq, a predicted model, not a curated record